Daldinia childiae is the source of this 1311-nucleotide messenger RNA. Its product is annotated as GPI mannosyltransferase 1. The record is from RefSeq and is a predicted model, not a curated record. Bases 1 to 1311 code for a protein of 436 amino acids. Gene Ontology annotation, cellular component: glycosylphosphatidylinositol-mannosyltransferase I complex; membrane. Gene Ontology annotation, biological process: GPI anchor biosynthetic process. Gene Ontology annotation, molecular function: GPI mannosyltransferase activity; alpha-1,4-mannosyltransferase activity. The transcript has 2 exons. NCBI's taxonomy places the organism in Eukaryota, Fungi, Ascomycota, Sordariomycetes, Xylariales, Hypoxylaceae.
AUGGUGUCGCAAGUUGGGGCUCUUAUUUCGCGGCCCUUCCCUCUCUUCGCAGCUGCAACUAUACUUCGCGCUACCAUGCUAUUAUACGGUCUAUGGCAAGAUGCCAACUCGCCACUUAAGUACACAGAUAUCGACUAUCUAGUUUUCACAGAUGCCGCACGUUUCACCUUUGCGUCUGCGUCUGCGUCUCCCUAUACUCGGGAGACCUACCGCUACACACCCCUGUUGGCCUGGCUCUUGUACCCAACUACAUGGCCUGGUACCUUCUGGUUCUCAUUUGGCAAGGUGAUAUUUGCCGCGGCUGAUAUUGCAGCUGGUUAUUUGAUCAUCCGUGUGCUGCGAGGACCGACCGUGCGCAUGUCUGAAGGUCGUGCUUGUAGAUACGCGAGCAUAUGGCUGUUAAAUCCUAUGGUGGCUACUAUCAGCACAAGGGGCAGCUCCGAGGGACUUCUAGGAGUGUUAGUUAUGGCUUUGCUGUGGGCGGUGCUUGAGAAGAGAGUGACGCUUGCAGGGUCACUACUGGGGCUGAGUGUCCAUUUCAAAAUCUAUCCCUUUAUUUAUGCGCCGGCCAUUGUAUGGUGGAUGGAUGCUCAGCAGAUGAGUAGGAUAACAGGCUCUCAGACUCAAGCAGGGAAGGAUGGCCGAAGUACUACCCCACCGACAACAUUAUUGGGUAAAUCCAUGGCAUUUAUCACGCCCGAUCGCAUUUUACUUGCACUUGUUAGCUUAACUACGUUCUUAGGCUUGGACUUUGUCAUGUACACAUUUUACGGAAUGCCAUUCCUUACCCACACGUUCCUACAUCACGUCAGCCGGAUUGACCACCGUCACAACUUUAGUCCAUACAACAUCCUACUCUACCUUACCUCGGCGCACCCAAGCACUGCCCUAGUCAAAGCUGAGUCGGUGGCAUUUUUGCCGCAGCUGGUCUUGUCAACGAUUCUGAUUCCUAUAGCUGGGGCUAAGAAGGACCUGCCAACCACUAUGUUGGCGCAGACUUUUGCCUUUGUUACCUUCAACAAGGUCUGCACGAGCCAAUACUUUCUUUGGUAUAUGGUCUUCUUACCUUUGUACCUACCAGACUCCUCGUUCCUCCGUAACCCGCGCCUUGGCUUAUUAAUUCUCGGUCUCUGGGUUGCAACUCAGGGUAUGUGGUUGCAGCAAGCCUAUAACCUUGAGUUUCUUGGUAUGAGCACAUUUAUUCCUGGCCUCUGGACAUCGUCUCUAGCCUUUUUUUUGGUGAAUUGCUGGGUCUUGGGGAUCAUCAUUGGAGAUCUGGAUUAUAGUCCCGAACAUGAGAAGAGCAGUUGA